Molecule: messenger RNA, 2987 nt
Organism: Monopterus albus (swamp eel)
Lineage: Eukaryota; Metazoa; Chordata; Actinopteri; Synbranchiformes; Synbranchidae
Gene: phactr2
Product: phosphatase and actin regulator 2
Exons: 13
Coding region: 159-2078 (639 amino acids)
Biological process (GO): actin cytoskeleton organization
Molecular function (GO): actin binding
Source: RefSeq, a predicted model, not a curated record
AUAGCAGUUUCCAGCGACUCAGCCAUCACGGUCUGAAAGUUUUUAUUCUUUUGAAAUGAACUCACUCGGCGCUUGCGCACAGGAUUUAUGCGGCGAUAGAAGGUCGUGAUCGUGGGUUCGGGGGCCCGGUCCGACCCGGUGCUCCAGAAAAGCUGAAUAUGGGUCAAACUGCUGUGUCUACCGUGUCUCAGACUGCUAACGUUGAAGGAUUGGAGAAAUCAGCAUCCCUGGCCAGCUGUGAUGUGGGUGUGGACUUCCCCUCCAAUACCCAGAAUGCCCCUGCACCACGGCAGCAGCGAGGCAAGCUAUCGACACUAGGCAAACUGUUCAAACCCUGGAAGUGGAGGAAGAAGAAGACCAGCGACAAAUUCCAGGAUCUUUCCAAAGUUCUAGAAAGAAAAAUCUCCACUAGACAAACGAGAGAGGAGCUCAUCAAGAAAGGAGUUCUCAUCCCUGACCAAGAGGAACUAAUCAGCAGUGAAAAUCUGAAUGGUCAUGCCACAUCCAGUGUAACAUCAGAGGAAGUCAAAGUUGACAUAGAGUCUCCAAAAACACCAUUGGAGAUAAAGGCCACUGAGCCUGUCAGCACAGAGGACAAAACAGAGAGGUGUGAUACUAAACCUCUUGCCCAGGCAAACCAGGUGCGACCUCAAGAUGUACAAGCUAAAAAACAGCAAAGUGCCACUCUGCCCACCUCUUCCAAAGCUGCAGGUGGCACUGCAGUCACAACCAGGCACAGAGAUGGUGCCUCAGGGACUAAAAAGACUGCUAAAACUACAGGCAAGGCAGGCUCAUCCACACAAGCUAAAGCUAACCCACGGAGCACUAACAACGCUAGUCAUGGGACUGCCAAAUCCUCCCAUCCAAAGAAGACAGGAGGCACAGCAAAAUCCACCUCUGCCUCCACUUCCACCUCCACCCCUCGUUCUCAUGUGUCUAAGGACACGGGUGCUGCAGUAAAGACUAACAGGACAGAUGCACGGACCAACCGGAAAUCAGACGCUCCCUCCUCUUCCUCUAUACCUCAAAAAGCCUCUGCAGAGACUCCUAACCAGCCUGGGGAAUUAAAAUCCUUGCUCCUUUCCUCAGACUCCAAGCCUGCCUCAUCUAAAGCCUCAGGUAGUGAGACAGAGGGAACUCAGGCUGCUUCGAAGUCUGUUCCCAAUGCCUCAAUUACAGGUGAAGAGACUCACAAAGGUAUGGCUCCUGAACCCACACUCCAGUCCCCCCAUAUCAAGAAAGCUACAGAGGACACCUCCUUUACAGAGGGAGAGACAUGUUCACAAGGGGAGAAACCAGGAAGAACAGGAGGCGAGGGAGGAGAAGAAGAAAAGAAGAAAAAAGAAACACAGUCAGCUGUGGAGAACAGCUCAAGUCUUGUUUCCUGCAGGUCAGCACAGAGCCAAGCUGAAAAGCCACAGGGCCUGAGCGUGAAUACAGACCAGGCCACUGUAACUGUGAUCCCUGACAGGCCGAGAGACAGCCAGACUAGUGACUCUGACUCUGAUGGACCAAUCCUGUACCAGGAUGAGGAGGAGGAAGAAGAGGAGGAGGAAGACGAGUACACAAAUAGCUCUCUGGCCAGCAAGAUACGCCGACGAGACACCCUGAACAUCAAGCUUGGGAACCGACCCAGCAAGAAAGAGCUGGAGGAGAAGAACAUUCUGCCACGAAGCUCUGAGACAGAGAGGCAUGAGCUACGCCAGCAGAUAGGCUGCAAACUAGUCAGACGCCUGAGCCAAAGACCCACCACAGAGGAGCUGGAGCAGAGAAACAUCCUCAAGCAAAAGAAUGAAGCAGAGGAGCAAGAAGCCAAACAAGAGAUUAAGAGACGGCUCUCCAGGAAGCUGAGUGUGAGGCCUACAGUGGCAGAGCUCGUCGCUCGCAGGAUCCUGCGUUUUAACGAGUAUGUGGAAGUUACAGAUGCCAAGGAUUAUGACCGGCGGGCAGACAAACCCUGGACUCGGCUUACUCCCGCUGACAAGGCUGCUAUCCGAAAGGAGCUGAAUGAGUUUAAGAGCCGAGAGAUGGAAGUUCAUGAAGACAGCAAACAGUUCACCAGAUUCCAUCGGCCCUGAGUGCUCUGAAAGCUGGACAUCAGCGCCACAAGAUCUGGUCCACAGCUCCCAGCAGUCCCCCCCACCCCCGACUCUCAGUACGCAGCCCAGUCCACUUUGCUUUGGGAUGCUCUCGCCCCUGAUAAUAUGUAUUGAUGUCUGUAGUGACAGCUACAGGUGUGUCUUUAGGCCUUGGCCAUCCACGGGCGCCAACAAAACAUUUGCACAUAGUCAAAACAGUCAUGUGUAGAGUGCUCUGAUUAUUACCAUUUAUUUAUUGUAGAUGGCCAGAAUAAUUGUUUUCCGUUCACUUCAGGCAUAAUGAUAGCUUUCAGGGAGGGAGAAUGGGCAGAAUUAUCCUUGUAGUAAUGAAUGUGGCUCAAGUGUACUAUAGAGUUUGUCCAUUUGCCAAGGUAUGCCUUGUCAUAAACUGCCAAAUGGCCAUUUAUGGGCAUCCUCCUAGAACAGGAAAUGGGGGUGAUUGGGUGUUUGUGAGCUUAAGUCAGUGCCUAUGUCAUAGCUCAGUAGGGAGAAAAGGCAGUUUGUUGUGCUCCGAUGUGCCUCUCGGAGCUGAAUCUGAAAUACUACCGCUCAUUUUUAAACAUGUUUAAACUAUAUUGCCACUAGAGGGCAUCAUAUCAUAAGAGUUAUAACCUGCAAAGAUGAAGACGUGUACUGUAUGUAGAGAUAGAAUAAAGUAUAACUGCUGAAGCCGAAGGAGCCGUGGGCAGCUGAGGCUUUAAUAGCAAAGUGCAAUGGAAAUCUCCCCAGUUCUAAUUCCUCAGCGUAGUUCCUGGUGAUUUAUGUUGAUCAUGUACCAUCAGAUAUCCUGUGUUCAGUCAGUAAGGUCAAACCUUUGAUCACAGUCUGCUGGUCCUGCUGUUUGGAGGGUCUUCUUGUCAGGCUUUGGUCUCUGUUUUUUUUUUUUUU